Messenger RNA from Erigeron canadensis, 1685 nucleotides. RefSeq names its product transcription factor bHLH110. The coding region runs from base 114 to 1358 and encodes 414 amino acids. Gene Ontology annotation, molecular function: protein dimerization activity; DNA-binding transcription factor activity, RNA polymerase II-specific; RNA polymerase II cis-regulatory region sequence-specific DNA binding. The record is from RefSeq and is a predicted model, not a curated record. Lineage: Eukaryota; Viridiplantae; Streptophyta; Magnoliopsida; Asterales; Asteraceae. Gene Ontology annotation, cellular component: nucleus. Gene Ontology annotation, biological process: regulation of transcription by RNA polymerase II. The transcript is spliced from 7 exons.
UUACAAAAAAAAUUUUUUAGGUUAAUUUAUCAUAAAGAAAUUAAAGGUACAUGUUUGUGGUGUAGCACCAGCAGCUAGAAUUAAUAUAUAUUUUAAUUAUCAUUCAUUUAUAUAUGGAGUCUGCAAAUUUUCAUCAUCAACAACCUGAAGAAGAUCAUGUAGUCGAUUCUUCUUGCUAUGGACUUUCUUGGUCCUCAAAUGCCAUCUUGAACACUACGAUCAACGAUACGAGUUCAAGAGACGGUACGAAUAUUGAUUAUGUGCCUUGUCACAACACUACUAGUGCUCCUAUGUUAGAAAUACCCUGGAUUAAUGCCAUCAACAACAAUGUAACAAGCACUAGUAAUCCUAUGGAUGAAAACUUAUACAUGACCCAAGAAUUGCAACGUGUCGCGAGAAUCAAAGAUGAAUUUAUCUCAAGCUCAGUAGAAUCAUAUCCAAAAUUUUCAGAAAUGAUCAAUAGUAGUAGUCCAACUUCAAGUAUUGAAGAUUUGCACUUAAAUAACAAUAAUCAAGGAUUCAAUAACAAUAAUCAAGAUUUGUUGCUUAGUACAUUCUCCAAUGGGUGUCAAAUAAAAGGCGGUCAGCAGCUGAUAGAUCAAUUCCCACCAGAUGACGCUCCUAAUAAUAAUCUUUACCAAAGUUGCUCUAGCCGAAGUUUUAGCCAGAUUUUUCCGACGAUAAACAUUUCAAAUUUGAACCAAUCUCCAAAUGCAUUUGAUAUCAACUUGCCAGCUUUGGAUUUGUUUGGUUCGCCAAGAUUUAACGGGAACUUUCCUUCUUCAUUGAUCAACAAUCCUCAUCAAGUAGGGAGCUUUUUCAAAGACACUUGUUUGUCAUAUGGCCUUGAUCAAAUGCAUCAAACAAAUCAUAGACAAGUAAUUUGCAAUAGUAAAAUACCAUCAGCCUACAACACUACUAGACCAAGCUGUAAAGAACCAAAGAGACCAGCCACCAAUUUCAUGGACACCAAGGCUCCUCAACCUACACUACCCAAAAAAUCAAAGUUGGAGCCUCGAGUUUCUUGCUCACCGUUUAAGGUUAGAAAAGAGAAAUUAGGAGAUAGAAUUGCAGCCCUUCAGCAGAUGGUGGCACCUUUUGGAAAGACGGAUACAGCGUCGGUCCUAAUGGAGGCUAUUGGAUAUAUCAAAUUCUUACAAAACCAAGUUGAGACAUUAAGCGUGCCAUACAUGAAGUCAGCACACAAGAACAACAGACUACCGACCCGAGGGGUUCCAACAGAGGAUGGCAAUGAAGAGGCGAGAAGAGAUCUUAGAAGCCGAGGGUUAUGCCUGGUACCGUUGUCAUGCUUGUCAUACGUUACUGACGGAGGUGGAGGUGUUUGGUCUGCCCCCUAAUCGAGUUCAAGUAUGGAUGAUCACUCACAUCACUUAAUUCGCAACUGAUUUGAUAUAUAUUGUAACGAGUUGUACCUAGCUAGGGCACAAUGAAGCAUAGCUAUGGCUCAAUAUCGUAAGUCAUCAUAGUUAAGUGGAUAAAUUAAGCCUAGAGAGAGUUUCGAUCUUGUAUGUUUUAAUGUAUGAAUGGAGCAAAUUUGGUCAUCUUAUGAAAAAUGUUAUCAAGGAUGGACCACAUUUGAUCCAUUUAUUAAUAAUUGAAUGUGUUAUUUGUUGUUGUGAGAGUUGAGGUUGAAUUAGAUGCAUCCUAUUGAGUUUUGUAAUUAA